Molecule: messenger RNA, 4530 nt
Organism: Anopheles aquasalis
Lineage: Eukaryota; Metazoa; Arthropoda; Insecta; Diptera; Culicidae
Biological process (GO): DNA integration; proteolysis
Molecular function (GO): aspartic-type endopeptidase activity; nucleic acid binding
Source: RefSeq, a predicted model, not a curated record
AUGGCUCAAGUGCCACAGCGCACCCUGAUCGAGCUACGUGACCAGUUCCAAAAUGUACCACCCCAGGGACAAUAUGAGUACGCUAAGUCGACGCUACUACGUCACUUUAGUGAAAGUCAACGUUGCAGAAUGAACCGGGUGUUGUCUGGUCUUGUCCUGGGUGACCAGCGACCUUUACAAUUGUAUGGCGAGAUGAGCAGAACAUCGCAAGGCUCAAUGAACGAGCAACUAUUAAUUGACCUGUGGGCCAGCCGUCUACCGGCCAGCGUCCAGUCAAUGGUCAUCGCCAACCAGGGGCCGUUAUCAGAGAAGCUUGCCGUUGCGGAUGCCAUUGUCGAGGCGCAACGAUGGCGUCCGGCCUCAGAAGUCAGCGAAGUAAGGCCAGAACAGCAACGCGCCACUCCUCAAGAUGUUCCGGUAUGCAAGUCGGUGGAUGCCAGCGCAGAUUUCCGCCAGGAAGAGCUGAUGAAGCAGUUCGCCGCCGACUUGCGGAAGUUAAUGGCCGAAGUGAAGGAGCUAAAGCAAACGGUAGCACAUCAACCACGUGGCCGAAGUCGAUCGCGCUCCAAGUCCCAGUCGAGGCGCGUUUCGCCGCCAGCGAGGGUUAAGUCGGAGCCAAGGAGUGGCAGGAGUACCCCAUCAGCACCAUCGAUCUGCUGGUACCACGCCACCUAUGGCGACGCCGCUACCCGCUGCCGUUCACCGUGCACCCGAUCUACCACAGUGCAUCCGUCACAGCAACCGUCUACAGGAGUCGAGUUCCUGAUAGACAGCGGCGCCGAGCUCUCACUGUACCCGAGGAGCCGGAAAGUCAGGAACGUCACGCCCACCGAUGCAAUACUUAUUGCAGCCAACGGUACAAGGAUACCUGCAUACGGCGAAACCAUCAUCGAGAUUAGCCUCGGCCUACGCAGAUCCUUCGUGUGGCGCUUUAUAGUAGCCGACGUCGCUACGGCCAUCAUCGGGGCGGACUUCAUCGCACAUUACGACCUGUUAGUAGAUUUAAAAGGACAACGACUAGUGGAUCGGAAGACGUCGCUUCACAUCAUCGGGACGAUCCGGAACGCUGAGAUCAGUAGUGUGAUGGCUUUCUCGCGAGAGGAACCCUAUGCCGAUAUUCUGACUGCGUUUCCCGGAUUAACGACGACCGCUCCGCCCGAGGCGGUUUACAACACGGCAACAAUGCACUACAUCACGACUACCGGCCAGCCAGUUAACGCCCGUCCAAGACGCCUGCCCCCUGCAAAGCUCGCUGCUGCCAAGGCUGAAUUCGAGAUGCUACAACGCCUCGGAAUUUGUCGCCCUUCACGUUCCAACUGGGCCAGCCCUCUUCACAUGGUGCAGAAAGCAGAUGGCAGCUGGCGGCCAUGCGGCGAUUACCGAGGAUUGAAUGCACAAACAGUGCCGGACCGCUAUCCCGUACCAUACCUGCAGGACUUUACGUCCCGAUUGAGCGGUAUGAGGGUCUUUUCAAAAAUUGACCUACGGAAAGCCUUUCACCAAGUUCCGAUAAAUCCUCCGGACAUACCCAAAACUGCCAUCACUACGCCAUUUGGGCUGUUUGAGUUCACCCACAUGACGUUUGGGUUGUGUAAUGCCGCGCAGACGUUCCAGCGCCUCAUCGACGAAGUCCUACAAGGCCUGGAGUACGUGUUUGUAUAUAUCGACGACAUCAUCGUGGCCUCACCCGAUCAUCAGGUGCAUAAACAACAUCUGCGCACCGUCUUUGAGCGUCUUCAAAAUCAUCGGCUGCAAGUCAACGCAGGAAAGACGGAGUUCGGCAAGGCGGAAAUCCAGUUCCUCGGUCACCUGGUUAGCGAGAAAGGCAUUCGACCAUUGCCUGACCGAGUCGAGACCAUCCGCCAAUGCCCCGAACCAGCCACAGUCAAGCAGCUGAAAAGUUUUUUGGCGUCGUUAAACUUUUACCGGCGAUUUUUACCGCGUGCCAUUGUCGCCCAGGCACCCUUACUGGAGCUUAUCCCCGGUAAUAAGCGGAACGACAAGACGCCGAUAGCUUGGUCGGAGAAAUCGCGCGCCGCAUUUGAGGAGUGUAAGCAACAGCUCGCCAAUGCUGCAUUGCUAGCGCACCCACGGCAGAAUGCCGACCUGUCGUUAUGGGUAGACGCAUCAGACCUCGCCGCCGGCGCAGCCCUCCAUCAAGUUGUAGACGGUCACCUCGAGCCCUUGAGUUUUUUCUCCAAGAAGUUCAACCCGGCGCAAACGAGAAUCCCGCCAAGGCUUCGCCGCGUCAAGUGCGGCAACUCGAUUUCAUCAGCCAGUUCACUACCGACAUCCGACAUGUACCUGGUUCGGACAAUAUGGUGGCGGAUCGACUACCAGGCGCUAGCAAAGGACCAGUCCACCGACGAAGAACUGCAGAGUAUCCUGCAAGGGAAGACGCCCAACAGCCUCGUGCUCAAGAGAAUUACCCUUCCCGGCGCACAACAACCGAUCUACUGCGAUGAUCAGCAGCAGGUCCUGCGGCCCUUCGUGACAAAGGCCUUUCGGGAACGCUUCCUGAAGGCUAUCCACAACUUGCAGCACCCCGGAACACGUGCCACAGCCAAAGCGAUGACAAGCAGAUUCGUUUGGCCGGGCAUCAAUCGAGAUAGCGUCCGGUUCGCCCGCUGCUGCAUAUCUUGCCAAAGAGCCAAGGUAGGACGGCACGUCAAAUCGCCGUUACAACGCUACCCGACUGCUGAGGGACGAUUUUCACACAUCAACAUCGACCUCGUAGGCCCACUUCCACCGAGCAACGGGCAGCGCUACCUUCUCACCAUCAUCGAUCGCGUAACCAGGUGGCCUGAAGUGGUCCCGCUCCCGGAUAUGACAGCACCGGUAGUAGCGCAGGCCCUGGUGGCGCAGUGGAUCGCGCGAUUCGGCGUCCCGCACCGCAUCACCACUGACCGCGGUCGACAAUUCGAAUCGCACUUAUUCGUCGAGCUAAUGAGGAUCCUGGGGGUUAAACACCUUAGAACAACAGCCUAUCAUCCUCAAGCCAAUGGAAUCAUCGAGCGGCUACACCGUACGCUAAAGGCCGCGAUCCUUUGUCGGAACCCCACUCACUGGGCUGACAACCUACCCCUCAUCCUUCUGGGGAUGCGUACAGCAAUUAAGGAUGACCUCGCCGCCGCGCCCGCGGAAAUGUUUGUGCGAGGGAACAGUACCGCGUGGCACGGAAAGCAGCGAGUCUUCGUACACAAGGACUUGAACGAGGCCUCACAUGUUUUCGUGAGGAAUGACACCGUGCGGCCAUCGCUAACACCACCCUACGAUGGCCCAUACCUCGUCAAGCAACGUCAUCUCAAGUUCUACUCGGUUGUAAUCAACGGCAAGGUCACGAACAUCUCCAUCGACCGUUUGAAGCCGUGUUACCUAGCCGAGUCCACCAACGACGAGAGCAGCAGUGAGCCUCCACGGAACGGAGAGCACGACGCAGCGUUGGACCAGCAGCUGCCACUGCAGUCAGCAUUAACACCCGCUGCACCACCAUCGUCUUCAGCACCGCAGGCAAGGCCCUGCAAACCAUCCAGGGGUCGGCCUCGUAAAGUACCACCCGCGAAUGCUGAGACGACAUCAACGACAUUGACCAGGCCCGUCACAACAUCUGGAGGCCGGUCACGAACUACUAGCCAGUCGGAAUCAGCACCACCAUCGCUGCCGGAUCUUUCACCACCUGUGCCACCGGCGUCGGUGCCCACCUCUGGGUUGCUGCUACCGCAGCAAUCAUUAAGUCUGUCACAACUACAAGCUCGCUACGGACACCUGCAAGGAGUACCAGCUGCAUCGUACUCGAACGUGAGCCCUCGCAUCCUGAUCGGCGUGAAGCACAUCCAGCUCGGCCUAACGUUGAAGUGCAAGGAGGGCCGCCUAGGAGAGCCAGUAGCGAUGAAAACGCGGCUAGGGUGGACGGUGUGCGGUGGUCCAACUAUAGAAGAGAAGGCAUACGGGGUGCACGCAUGUUGCGAGGACAGCGGCGACCCAGGUGAGGACCUGACUCAGGCAGUGCUGGAAACGUCUGCUAUGAUAGAAUUUCGAUACGAUGCGGACAGUGACAUAACGUUCGCGUCGUGGUUCAGCCGCUACGAAGAUCUGUUCCUCAAAGACGCAGAGCGGCUGGAUGACGGAGCAAAAGAAAGGCUAUUACUAAGAAAACUGGGUCAACAGGAGCAUGAACGCUACGUUUCGUUCAUAAUGCCAAAGCAUGCUAGAGAUCUCAGGUUCAACGAGACGGUAGAGACCCUAAAGAGCCUAUUUAGUAACAAAGAGACGCUCCUAAGCAAGAGAUACAAGAUACAGCUAGAGAAAAAUCCCAGUGAAGAUUAUAUAACCUAUGAAUGCCGCGUAAACAAGGCAUGUGUGGAGUUUCAGCAUGGCCGGAUGUCUGAAGAGCAAAUUAAAUGCUUGAUAUAUGUGUGCGGUUUGCGAGCCGAAAAAGAGGCGGAGGUGCGAACGCGACUAUUACUACGAGUCGAAGAGAAAGAAGACGUAACGUUGUGUGUUAUGCUCGUGCGUAUUCCGCACAGGUAA